AAAUAAGUGCAUAAAGGAGGCAUUGAGAAGGGGUCUUCCCAAACGGCUCUGAGACUUGUGGUAGCUGGCUGCACUGCAGAAAAGAGCAGCGAAAGGAGACAGAGUGGAGAAGUGAAGGUGAGGAUAGGCGGAGAGAGGAGAUGAGUGUGCUUUAUAGAGACAGAAAACGAGGGCAGUGUGGUAACACAAGGGGGUGCUAAGAUUUGGGUUACAGUGCGUUGCAGAGAUGCAGAAAGGACAGUAGGACUACCACUGCAGCACAGCAUUGCACAGCAUUGACUAAAUAAGAGAGGGGGAAAGGGAUAAAGCACCCUCACCAUGCAAGGCGUGCUUCCCUCAGGCAUGCUGGAUCCAGGACCAGGUGAGCCACAACUAGGCUCUACCACCUUCAACCUACUAGAUCCCGGCACUACCUUCUGAGCUGAGAGGCCUUCAUGUCUUGGGAGUGUGCAAGACAACAGGAGUUAAGGAGGAGGGAAAGAAAGGGAGAGGGAGGAGACACCAGAGAAGGAGGAGGCCAGGGUGCUGUAUUUUUGGAUGAGCGAGCUCCUGAAUUAAGAGCUGGUGAAAUAAAGAUGUAGUGUGAGCAGGAAGCAGAACAAGGAGCGUGCUGUGCUGCAGUGGCGAGGAGUGGAGUAAACGCCGGGUGAACACACAGACACACACACACCCACUCGCAUAUUCAGCAAGACUCUGCCUGGACAGAGAGAACCCACCGUUGCCGCCGCAGGGCUUGGAAGAUGCCCUCUCGCUGUGGAACAGCGGUGCGGAUCUUCACCACCACUUUAUUUGCAGCUGUGGUGCUCUUUGCCAUUCUACUGGCCUACGUGACUGGCUACCAGUUCAUCCAUACUGAGCAGCACCACCUCUCCUUUGGCCUGUAUGGCGCCAUCCUGUCACUACAUCUGCUGCUGCAGAGCCUCUUUGCUUACUUGGAACACCGGCACAUGCGAGCACCUUCACGGCCUCAGCACUUGCGCUGCACUGUUGCCCUGUGCAUCGCGGCCUACCAGGAGGACCCAGACUACCUCCGCAAAUGCCUGCGCAGUAUACGCCGCAUCUCCUUCCCCAGUCUAAAAGUGGUGCUUGUUGUAGAUGGUAAUCGGUCUGAGGAUGCCUAUAUGAUGGAUAUCUUCCGGGAAGUAAUGGGGGGAACAGAGCAGACAGGAUGUAUGGUAUGGAAGGGAAACUACCAUAGCAAUGGGGCAGGAGGUGCAGGUACAAGCUCAGUGAAUAUGGAUGAGGCUAUUCGUGUGGCCCGGAUAGUGCGCAACUGCCGCUACUCCUGCAUCAUGCAAGAAUGGGGUGGCAAAAGGGAAGUGAUGUAUACGGCUUUCAAAGCACUUGGGAACACUGUGGAUUAUGUGCAGGUAUGUGAUUCAGACACAGUUCUGGAUCCAGCCUGCACAAUUGAGCUGUUGAAGGUUCUGGAGGAGGACCCAAAGGUGGGCGGAGUAGGGGGAGAUGUACAGAUCCUGAACAAAUAUGACUCCUGGAUAUCUUUUCUGAGCAGUGUCAGAUACUGGAUGGCCUUCAACGUGGAGCGUGCCUGUCAGUCGUACUUUGGCUGCGUUCAGUGUAUCAGUGGGCCUCUGGGCAUGUACCGCAACUCCCUACUCCAGCAGUUCUUGGAGCCCUGGUACCACCAAACCUUUCUGGGCAGCAAAUGUAGCUUUGGUGAUGACCGGCACCUUACCAAUCGAGUCCUCAGCUUUGGCUACAAGACUAAGUUUACUGCACGUUCACAAUGCCAGACUGAGACACCUACUCACUACCUCCGCUGGCUCAAUCAGCAGACCCGCUGGAGCAAGUCGUACUUUCGGGAGUGGCUCUACAAUGCUCUAUGGUUCCACAAACACAGCCUCUGGAUGACCUAUGAGUCUGUGGUCACUGGAUUCUUCCCCUUUUUCCUGGUGGCUACAGUGAUCCACUUGUUCUACCGUGGACGACUGUGGAACAUCCUGCUAUUCCUCCUUACAGUUCAGCUGGUGGGAAUGGUUAAGGCCACAUAUGCCUGUUUCCUAAGAGGCAGUCUGGUCAUGAUUUUUAUGUCCCUAUAUUCUCUGCUGUACAUGUCUAGCCUCUUGCCAGCGAAGAUCUUUGCCCUGUUGACUAUCAAUAAAGCAGGCUGGGGCACAUCUGGGAGGAAGAAGAUUGUGGUGAAUUUAAUUGGGGCAGUACCUGUAACUGUUUGGGCACUUCUUUUGCUUGGUGGAGUAGCUUACACCAUUUACUGUGAGACACAGGAACCAUUUAGUGAAACUGAGAAGGUCCUGCUUAUUAGCGGGGGCAUCCUCUACGCCUGCUACUGGCUUAUACUUCUGGUGCUUUACUUGGCUAUAGUGGCUAAGCGCUGUAACAAGAGGGAGGAGCAGUACCACCUGCCCUAUGUUGAGGCCUGAAAUGCCUUAAUAGUAAUGCUGUAUUAACUUUAUGGG
Messenger RNA from Clarias gariepinus (North African catfish), 2438 nucleotides. It is a transcript of the gene has3, whose product is annotated as hyaluronan synthase 3. NCBI's taxonomy places the organism in Eukaryota, Metazoa, Chordata, Actinopteri, Siluriformes, Clariidae. Gene Ontology annotation, molecular function: hyaluronan synthase activity. The record is from RefSeq and is a predicted model, not a curated record. Gene Ontology annotation, biological process: extracellular matrix assembly; hyaluronan biosynthetic process. Bases 741 to 2402 code for a protein of 553 amino acids. The transcript is spliced from 4 exons.